Molecule: messenger RNA, 3588 nt
Organism: Patella vulgata (common limpet)
Lineage: Eukaryota; Metazoa; Mollusca; Gastropoda; Patellidae
Product: multiple epidermal growth factor-like domains protein 10
Exons: 5
Coding region: 1-3021 (1006 amino acids)
Molecular function (GO): scavenger receptor activity
Source: RefSeq, a predicted model, not a curated record
AUGAUCAGUGAUACUGGUAGUUGUGAUGAAGCAACUCUUAAAUCAUCACCAGUUUGUUAUAAAGAUCCUGGUACUCGGUGUUCAGAUGGAUAUUAUGAAAAAUCUAAUGGAACAUGUUCAUCUUGUAAGUGCGGUGGCAAACCAUGUGAUGACAAUACAGGACACUGUAAACCAUGCCCUAUAAAUUGUAAGAAUGAUAAAUGCGAUGUUACUGGUAGAUGUACAAAUGGCUGUAAUGUGGGAUUCUAUGGUAUUAAUUGUACGGGUGAAUGUAGUCCAAACUGUAAAGGUGGUUGUAACAUGACGAAUGGUUUCUGUAUUAAUGGAUGUAAAGAAGGUUUCUAUGGUAAUGAUGGAAUGUGUAAGCUAGUAUGUUCAAACUGUAAUCCCGGUGGCUGUAAAAUGAAAGAUGGAACUUGUAUUAACGGGUGUAAAGAUGGAUUUUAUGGUGGGAGAUGUAGAUCGAACUGUUCAACAUGUAAAGACGGUAGAUGUGAGCGUGGUGUUUGUACCAAUGGAUGCAAAGACGGGUUUUAUGAUCGUGGUGGAUGGUGUCUCAAAAAAUGUCCAAAUUGUCUACCAGGAGGAUGUGAUAAAGAUGGUGGUGUUUGUAUCAGUGGAUGUAUAGAUGGUUGGUAUACAGAUACAUGUAAUACAAGUUGUAGUAGUUAUUGUCAAGGUGGAUGUAAUAGAUCAAAUGGUGUAUGUAAAACAUGUUCUCCAGGUAGAUAUGGUGAUACCUGUCAACAUGAAUGUAGUAGUUAUUGUCAAGGUGGAUGUAAUAGAUCAAAUGGUACAUGUACAAUAUGUUCUCCAGGUAGAUAUGGUGAUACCUGUCAACAUGAAUGUAGUAGUUAUUGUCAAGGUGGAUGUAAUAGAUCAAAUGGUACAUGUACAAUAUGUUCUCCAGGUAGAUAUGGUGAUUAUUGUCAAUAUGAAUGUAAUAGUUAUUGUCAAGGUGGAUGUGAUAGAUCAAAUGGUAAAUGUAAAACAUGUUCUCCAGGUAGAUAUGGUGAUUAUUGCCAACAAGAAUGUAGUAUUGGUUGUGUUUAUAACAUAUGUUCUACAGAUGGGUCGUGUAGUUGUAAAGCCACUUAUUAUGGUGAUAAUUGUAACAGGACAUGUAGUGAUGGAUGUAUCAACAGUUGGUGUUCUCCUUAUGGUGGAUUUUGUAGAUGUAAGGAUACCUAUUACGGUGAGAAAUGCGAAAAUGAAUGCAGUAACAAAUGUAUCAACGAACAAUGUAGAGAAUCAUCAGAACCAGAUAAACCACGGUGUACAGUUGGAUGUAUUGAUGGUUAUAAAGGUUCUUACUGUCAAACACCAUGCCCUGUUAACUGUGUAACAUGUAACACUACUGGCUGUUCUGUUUGCAAUCUUGGAUGGUACGGAUCUAAUUGUCAAAAGCGAUGCUCUGAGAAUUGUCGCAAUCAAUGUGAUUUGAUAUCUGGCGAGUGCAAACAAUGUGUAGGCAACAACACAUUUGGCAGGUUUUGUAAUUCAACUUGCAGUAAUGGAUGUAGAAGUCAAGGUAUAGAUAAAACAUGUAACAGAACGGGUGAUUGUUUAUUUGGCUGUGUUGAUGGUAAUUAUGGUAACAGCUGUCAGUUGAAAUGUGCUAAAUAUUGUAGUGGGGGCUGUAGUAAACAAAAUGGUCGGUGCAAUGAUUGCGUUCCAGAAUUUUAUGGUAAUUACUGUAACAAUUCCUGCAGCAAUACGUGUUUAGAAGGAUGUAGAGGAACGGAUGGUUACUGUAAUAAAUGUAUGAAUGGUUAUUAUGGGCGAACAUGUAGUCAAACGUGCAGUAAGACUUGUGAAGGGGGGUGUAAUAGAGAUGGUAAAUGUUUACGAUGUUCAAAAGGUUUUUAUGGUGACUACUGUGACAUGAAGUGUAGUAGUAAUUGUAUAGAUUCAGUUUGUGAAGGACCAACUAACAAUCCAAAGUGUUCUAAAGGAUGUGUUGAAGGGAAGACGGGCCGAUAUUGUGAACGUGGAUGCCCACAGCAUUGUAUUAACUGUGACCAAUUCAACAGAUAUCAAUGUUCAACAUGUGAAGAUGGUUGGAGAGGAACUUAUUGUUCAGAGCGUUGUCCAGAACAUUGUAUCAAAUGUAAUCAAAACGGACAAUGUGUAUCCUGCAAAUCUGGUUGGUUUGGGAAACAAUGCGAUGAGCGAUGUCCUACACGGUGUCUUGGUGAUAGUUGUAAUCUUAACGGACAUUGUAAGUCAUGUGAACUAGGGCGAUUUGGACAAAGAUGUCGUGAAUUUUGUCCGUCUGGAUGUUUAGAAGAUAAUUGUACUAUAAAUGGAACUUGUAUGGCCUGCAGGCAAGGUAGAUUUGGUAUAAGAUGCAGAGACUUCUGUCCUACUGUAUGUCCAGAGAUCUGCCAUAUGAACGGGUCUUGUAAAUCAUGUUCAUCUGGGUCCUUUGGCCCCAUGUGUAGUAGAACCUGUCCUAUAGGAUGUUUAGAUAAUAUAUGUAACAUGGAUGGUACGUGUAAAGUUUGUAAACAUGGAUAUUAUGGAAUAACCUGUGACAAAACGUGUAGUACCAGUUGUAAAUCUAUCACUGGUGUAACUGUAUGUAAUAUAACAGAUGGUUCAUGUAUGGAUGAUUGUGGAGAUGGUACAUCUGGACAUAACUGUACAGAAGGUUUAUUUAAACAUAAAUCAACUACUGGUAUAAAUAUAGGACUGGUUAUUGGUAUUGUUGUUGGUAUUGUUGGUGUUAUAUUUGCUGGUAUUGCAUUAAUAGUUUACUGUAAGAGAAGAAAUAUAUCACGGGUUACAGAAGAGAGUGAACCAUAUUAUGAUUAUAUUGCUGUGGGAGAUGUCGUUACUACAAGUGCUGUAUCAGAGCACGAGAAUGAACAACGUCACCAAAAUACAGAAUUAUCAAUUGAAAGCGCAACCAAUGUUUAUGUAAACAGACCACCAACAUCGAUAUCAUGUACCAACUAUGACGGGCUGAACGAAAGUACAACAGAGACAAUUACUCCAGUUUAUGAUGAUUUGAUGUAAAAGAUUUUUAUUAUUCUCAGUGUACAAUCUAGUAACCUCCCUUGCUAAUAUAAUGUUAAUAGUGUAUAUUGUUUAAAAGCCAUAAAAUGUAAAUGGUUGGACGAUAAAUAUAUAUUAUAAAAUAGAUAUAAUCGCAUGUAUAACCACAAUUGUAUGACGCGUGGACUAUUCGUUGAGUAGAAAUGAAAUGUAAUAAUAUUGUUUUAUAAAUUUUUUCAUUGUUGAGUGGUAUCUGGUAAUGUGGAUAUAUAUAUACGGAAAUGUUGCUUUAACAUAUGGAAUCGUGUAACUUGGUUUUAUUUUUAUUACUUGUGAAUUGUAGCUUAUAUUAUCAAUUGCAUUAUUAUCAGUCGCUACAGUUUUUUAAUAUUAAACUAUAUCGCUUUCUUAUAAAUUUUGUUUUCCUUAUUGGGUGGUAGCCUAUAUUGUAAUGAAAGUAUAGUGGUAUAGUCGUGUAACUUCGUUUUUUAUGUAUUACUUGUGAAUUGUAGCUAAUCAAUUGCAUUCAUUAUUUUGUUGUUGUUUUAUUUUUGCUACAUUAUUUUGAAAUUAAACUGUAUUGCUUGU